This is a messenger RNA of Colletotrichum higginsianum IMI 349063, 1554 nucleotides long. Its product is annotated as AMP-binding enzyme. The coding region runs from base 1 to 1554 and encodes 517 amino acids. NCBI's taxonomy places the organism in Eukaryota, Fungi, Ascomycota, Sordariomycetes, Glomerellales, Glomerellaceae. The record is from RefSeq and is a predicted model, not a curated record. Gene Ontology annotation, molecular function: medium-chain fatty acid-CoA ligase activity. The transcript is spliced from 4 exons. Gene Ontology annotation, biological process: fatty acid metabolic process.
AUGGCAUUGACUCUCCAAACCGCCAUCAAUGGCCCCGCCAACUCGACGGCUGUCAUCGUGCCGUCCAAGUCCAACCAUCUGACUGUAACGUACGGCGACCUGGUCAAGGAGACGUCGGCCUUUCAGCAGAAACUGGCGGCCAUCGGUAUCACUCGCGGCUCGCCCGUCUCCAUCGCGACCGUCAACUCGUACGAGUUCAUCGUCUCCUUCCUGGCCGCUUCGUGGCAGCGUGGCAUCGCCGCGCCCCUGAACCCAGCCUACAAGCAGGACGAAUUUGAGUUCUACAUCGAAGACGUCAAGUCUGCCAUCGUCUUGGUUCCCAAGGGCGCCUAUGCUGCUGGUGCUCCCGCCGUCAAGGCUGCGAAGAAGUACAACGCUGCCGUUGCCGAGACGUACUGGGAUGAGUCCAAGAAGGAGGUUGCGCUGGAUGUGAAGGACCUGGGCCAGCUCAAAGGCAAGGGGCCCGAGAAGGUAUUGAAGGCCGAAGUGGACGACGUCGCCUUGGUGCUGCACACCAGCGGAACAACAUCCAGACCCAAAGUCGUUCCUCUGACACACCGCAACUUGACCAGGACGAUGAAGAACAUCCAGAACACCUAUCAGCUGACGGAUAAGGACCGUACCAUGCUGGUAAUGCCUCUUUUCCAUGUCCACGGCCUCCUCUGUGGUCUUCUCGCACCCCUGGCCUGCGGCGGCUCCAUGGUGGUUCCGUCCAAGUUCUCUGCUACCGAAUUCUGGGGUGAUUUUGUCGCCCACAAAGCCAACUGGUACACCGCCGUGCCCACCAUCCACCAGAUCCUCCUCAAGAAUCCGGCGCCCAACCCGUUGCCCAACAUUCGCUUCAUUCGUUCGUGCUCCUCCCCUCUGUCGCCCACCGUCUUCCACCAGCUCGAGGAGACGUACAAGGCCCCCGUUCUCGAGGCAUACGCCAUGACCGAGGCCGCCCACCAGAUGACCUCCAACCCCCUGCCCCCCGCGAAGCGCAAGCCCGGCACUGUAGGUCUCGGCCAGGGCGUCGACGUGCGCAUCCUCGACGACGCAGGCAACGAACUCGCGCAGGGCCAGGAGGGCGAGAUCUGCAUCCGCGGAGAGAACGUUACCAAGGGCUACCUCAACAACGAGAGCGCCAACGCGUCAUCCUUUACCAAGGGCGGUUUUUUCCGCACGGGCGACCAGGGAAAGAAGGACGAAGAUGGCUACAUCAUCAUCACGGGCCGCAUCAAGGAGCUCAUCAACAAGGGCGGCGAGAAGAUCAGCCCCAUCGAGCUCGACAACGUCCUCACGCGCCACCCCGCCGUCUCCGAGGCCGUCAGCUUCGCCAUCCCUGAUGACAUGUACGGCCAAGAUAUUGGGGUGGCUGUUGUGCUUAAGCCGGGACAGCAGCUCAAGGGCGACGACUUGAAGAAGUGGGUGUCGGAAAAGCUGGCCAAGUUCAAGGUGCCCAAAAAGAUUUACUUCACAGAGACGAUGCCCAAGACAGCGACCGGCAAGAUCCAGCGCCGCAUCGUUGCCGAGAAGAUGCAGCAGCAAGAGUCGCCGAAGGCCAAGUUGUAG